Molecule: messenger RNA, 1153 nt
Organism: Manduca sexta (tobacco hornworm)
Lineage: Eukaryota; Metazoa; Arthropoda; Insecta; Lepidoptera; Sphingidae
Exons: 2
Coding region: 141-1103 (320 amino acids)
Source: RefSeq, a predicted model, not a curated record
CGGGCCUUCUAUGGAAGGAAUAAUAAUUGGACAAGUGUUGGUGGUUGGUGGCCUGGUCGGAGUUUCCUAUGAAAUAUAAUGCACUUGAAAAUGAAAUCCAAUUUUAGAAAUAAAAUACUUACGUCAAAUGAUUGUCACAAAUGACAAUGUUAGCCAACUUCAUGCCGUGUCGUCACCAGCAAUGCCACUCACGUUGCACAUCACACGCAUCGUGCUGCCACAACCAAAACUUACGGCAUUCUGUCGCCAUUCAGGUUAGUGUUCCCUCCGUGUCGACAUUAUGUUGCCCUCCCACUCCCUCUUCUAUGAGGUCACAAGGAACAUCUUACGAAGAUUUCUGUACGUCUGAAACUUGUAAAGAUUCUGAACUAAUAUGUGUCGAGACUCUACCACCACAUUAUCUAUUUGAUACAUUAAAUAAAAAAGGCAACGUGUGUAAGCCGUGUCAACAAGAAAAUGAUCUUGAAAACGGAGAAAAAUCGCAUAUAAAUCCACUUGCGGAUACCACAAAGAGUGACCCGAAGUUGAUUCAAUACAAGGACGCUGCUACUUCACCUCGUAUUUCAUUAUUGGUAGGUCCAAGUUUACCGACAUUAAAGAUUUACGAUCCAGAACCCCUAAAUGAAAAUUCUGAUAAUGCAGACAAAACAGAAUCUCAAUUGGAUACGAGAAAAGAUGCAAGUAUCCGUAGAGCUUACUCAUCCCAGGCCUGUACUUCAGAAUCAAAAAUCCGUCUUCCAGGUGAUUCAUACAAACAAUCCUAUAAUUCACUGAGUGAACGAAAAGGUAAUAACUCUAAACAGGCUCUUGAAAAUAAAUUUAGCACAAUAUCUUCUGGAAUUAAAAAAACACAUUGCCCUGCUAUAAAAAAAACGAUUAGUGAUCAGAUGAUACCAACGCCUAAGCCUAGCAUAUUGCAAGAAAAACGUUCUAGCCUGCCAGAUAAUAAAAUUAAGGAAAGUAUUGGGAUACCAUGUUCGAUGUGUACUUCUAAAAAAUGUACAAAGACGGAAUCGACGAAUUGCCAGUGUCGAUAUCCCCCAGCGUUCAGUCAGUUUGGAUGCAGUGGCAAGAUUGUGGGCAAUUGUGAAUGUGACAAGUAACAAUCUACGUUUUUUUAUUUAAAUUAACGUGAUUAAAUUCGGGGAUCCAA